Bombina bombina (fire-bellied toad) is the source of this 972-nucleotide messenger RNA. RefSeq names its product olfactory receptor 52K1-like. Gene Ontology annotation, biological process: G protein-coupled receptor signaling pathway. Gene Ontology annotation, cellular component: membrane. NCBI's taxonomy places the organism in Eukaryota, Metazoa, Chordata, Amphibia, Anura, Bombinatoridae. Bases 28 to 972 code for a protein of 314 amino acids. The record is from RefSeq and is a predicted model, not a curated record. Gene Ontology annotation, molecular function: olfactory receptor activity; G protein-coupled receptor activity. The transcript has 2 exons.
UUCUUUUCCUAUCUGUCUAACCCCAUAAUGAUUUCCUUAAAUACUACAAGCUCCACUCCUGUGAUGUUUAUGCUACUUGGGAUUCCUGGACUCGAACCAUUUUACGUAUAUAUCGCUAUUCUCUUCUCGCUUGUUUAUAUAAUAUCAGUUGGUGGAAAUAUCUCUCUUUUACUGAUCAUUAAGAUUGUUCGGAGCCUCCAUGAGCCCAUGUAUUUUUUUCUAUGUAUGUUAUCAAUCAUUGACUUAGUGUUGUCCAGUUCAACAACACCAAAAAUGUUGGGAAUCUUGUGGUUCAAUUCACAAAAAAAUUACUUUGCUGCUUGUCUCACACAGAUGUUUUUCCUCCACUCUUUUGCUAUAAUGGAAUCGGCUAUUCUUUUAGCCAUGGCAUUAGAUAGAUACCUUGCCAUUUGUCAACCUCUAAGAUAUAACACCAUAUUAACUAGCCAACUGAUUAUUAUUAUUGGCUUGAUAGCUUUAUGCAGAGCAGUGGCAUUAAUGACACCAUUGCCUUUUCUUUUAAAAAGGCUGCCAUUUUGUUCAGAAAAUGUUGUCCAUCACUCUUACUGUGAGCACAUGGCUAUAGUGAAGCUAGCUUGUGCUGAUACCACCUUCAACAACAUCUAUGGCAUAGUGGUGGCUCUCCUCAUAGCUGGCCUUGAUUUACUAUUCAUAGUGUGGUCUUACAUAUUGAUUCUCAAGGCUGUGUUCCAUUUGGCCUCUAGAGAGGCCAGACUGAAAGCCCUUGGUACGUGCGCCUGCCACAUCUGUGCUAUUCUUGUUUUCUAUGUUCCAGUCGUUCUCUCAUCUAUAGUCCACAGGUUUGGAAAGAAUGUUCCCCUUCAUAUCCAUAUCUUACUGGCAAAUUUCUACCUAAUGCUACCCCCCAUGAUUAAUCCCAUUGUUUAUGGUGUUAAAACCAAGCAGAUUCGGUGCAGAGUGAAAAAACUGUUCCACAUGGCUGUUAAAUGA